This is a messenger RNA of Aureobasidium subglaciale EXF-2481, 4147 nucleotides long. RefSeq lists its product as uncharacterized. The transcript has 4 exons. Bases 325 to 3921 code for a protein of 1198 amino acids. NCBI's taxonomy places the organism in Eukaryota, Fungi, Ascomycota, Dothideomycetes, Dothideales, Saccotheciaceae. The record is from RefSeq and is a predicted model, not a curated record.
GAGACUCGAUCGAGUCGUCGGACAGUUUCAAGCAGACAAGCUAAGUGAGCCAGUGGCACUAAGAUCACAUGGCGUGCAAGUGAGGAGGCCGAGGGUCCAUAGAAUACAUGACCGACUCCUCCACACUUGAUCUGGACUCUGAACCAUCGGCCCGCUACACCAGGUUCAAUUUCAUCAAGACCCCUCCCACCCCCCAGCCCAAGUCCGUUCACACUCUGCUCAAUCGCAUAUACCGUCGCAUACUUGCGACAUUGUAAAAACGCAACACGAAUUGAGGAAGAGCAUGGCUUGACACACACACGACAUCCCAGCAAGCAAAGCACCAUGGAAUCCGUGCACGGCGUCGACGUCAGUUGGCUGCAUCAACCAAACAGAGAUAGAGAACACCCACAGCAUGAACCUCACGUCCAUCGUGCCCCCGGUCCGCUCGGCGACGCGCCUCCGCCCGUCUCGUCGCAUGCCCGCUCACGCUCCGCUUCGCCCAUAGAAUCAAAGAAAGCUCCUCCAUUGCCCUCGACCCCGAAACAACCGUCGCCGCCUCGAGACACUACACCUGCUCAACCUCCGCCUUCAAACACACAGGACUUGUCGAAUGCUGCUUCAAGGACUCCGUCGAGACGACCCGGUAUCCUUAGUCGCAGCUCUUCGCAAAGAGAGAGCUCCGAUGGUUCGAGGCCUUCACGUAGAAACUCAUGGAUCUCCAACAUCAGCUCCAAAUUCUCUUCGCAGGCUCCUCCGUCCCCCAGUGUACCUCAAACCACCAAGUCGCAAGCCAAUGGCACAAACGCUGGUCCAUCGUCACAAUCUGCUAGAGACAACUUGGUUACGAGCCCAGCACAGCCGACGCCAAACCGCGAGGCUGAAGAACUGCAACCAUAUGUCCCCCAGCGACCGAAAGAAUCGAACAGCUCUUUCUUCUCCAACCUCACCCGCCGCUUGUCUUCCGGCGCCCAGACCAAUGGCUCUCCUCGUGGAGGUGAGAAUGGCGGAAUGUGCCCGCGACGGGUCUUGAACGUCAAUCAAGCUCGCGAACGCUGUAUCUUACCCGAACUCGACUCUGCCAAACUGCGACGUGUUGCCUUUUCGGUCGAUGUUGAAAUUGCUUCAAUUCCACGAUACAGAGACGACGAUGGCGACGCUUCAAAGCAGAAGAAGGUCAAGGACAAGAAAGUAAAAGAUCGUGCAGAGGGCGAGGCCUUGAAGAAUCCACAAGCAGUUACUGAACGCAAAGAACAGUCAGAUACUGCCGCCGUACCCGCCGAUGACGCUAUUGCUGCUAGCCCAGUGAACUCAUCCGAGAAUGGACCAACAAUUGGCGAAAAGCCCACCGCUUCUGCGGAAGAUCCAAACCCAACUCCAGAGGAUGAUAUGCGGAAGGAGCAAAAGGCGAAGAAGAGACAAAAGGCCGAGGACAGUGGCCAGCUUCCUCGCGAACUGACCGGCGACGCAAAAGACCGUCCAGCUGACGCAGCACCGACUGUAUCGGGCACUAACACCCCCAAAGAUCGGCCAACAACAGAUCCGGUGAGAAUCUACAGAAGAUGCUGCCAGCUCAGAGAAUCACCUAUCCUCAAGCGCAUCACGGAGCAGUUGAUGGCAGAUGACUGCACUUCACCUGAGGAUCCCGGAACCGUCACCCAGCUCAAUCUCACUGGUUCCCGCCUGCAGUUGGCCGACUUUGUUACUCUUAGUGACUGGCUCGCCAUUGUACCCGUCAAGCGCCUACUACUCGAGGACGCAGAUCUUAGUGAUGAGGGCUUACGGGUGAUUCUAUCUGGUUUGCUGGCUUCAAAGAAACCUCAACCCACUAGACGUCGUAAUGGUGGUCGCUUAUCCCCUGCUAAACCUACGGGCGGAAUCGUGGAGAAGCUAACACUCAAGAACAACCCAAGAAUCUCUCGUAUAGGAUGGAAGCAUAUCUCCAUAUUCUUGUACAUGUGCCGAUCGAUCAAAGCUCUCGAUGUCUCGAUGCUACAUUUCCCUCAGGAGUUACCACCUAGCGAGCCCGAUGUCAAUAUCAAGGCACCGGGUCAGAUGCCAAAGACUACUGGCAAGUCGGUCGAUGCUGCAGAGACAUUGUGUAAGGCACUAUCCGGAAGGCUCGGUGGGUCGCGUCUAGAGGAGAUCACCAUGGCAGAAUGCGGUCUUCUGCCACCUCAAAUCCGAAAAAUUGUGGACGGAGCCACAGUCUGUGGCAUUGCUCGACUUGGAUUUGCUAGCAACAACCUCAACGAUGAAGGCUUCGAACACAUAUUGCACUUCGUACGGUCGGGUGUCUGCCAGGCUCUCGACCUAGGUAGCAACGACUUACGAGGCAAGCUUGGCAAACUUGCAGAGGCCUUGAAGCACAACCCCAAUUGUUCAGUCUGGGGCUUAAGCCUUGCUGGCUGCAAUCUGGACACUAAUUCGCUGAAAGAACUUCUACCGACUUUAACGACACUUCAGAAUUUCCGCUUCAUCGACAUCAGUCACAACAGAAACCUGUUUGUGGGUGAAUCAUGUACGCUACAGCUGCUCCGGAGAUAUUUGCCCAAAUUGGACAACCUGAAGCGACUGCACCUUGUGGAUGUUGGUCUGUCAGUGAAGCAGGCCAUAUCAUUGGCUGAGGUUAUACCAGAGGGUGCCUCGCUUGCUCAUCUGACUAUCCUCGAGAACCCUGAACUUUCGGCGUUAUCUCAAGCGACAGACGAGGAUAGUCAGGAAGAGGCUUGUGCUCUGUACGCCUCGCUCUGUGCCGCAGCGCGAGUCUCCAAAUCACUUGUCUGCAUUGACGUCGAUGUACCUGGUCCCGGUCACAACGAGGUAGUUCGGGCCUUGGCAAAGCAAAUCGUUGCAUACUGCCUACGUAACAUGGACACUACUAUGGCUCAAUCUUCUCUACUGCCUGCAGCAGCAAUGCUUUCUAAACAGCAUGGAGUCGAAGACGCCAGACAGGCGCCAGUACCGGACGUACUAGUACAUCUAGUUGGACAUUUGGACGGCGAUCAAGCUUCGGAUGCCAGUGACGACGAAACAGCACCUGACGACGACUACAUCGUUGGUGGAAAUGGAAUCAUCAAGGCGCUAGAGUACUUCCUCGGAGAAGACAACUCAGACCGACGCAACGGCAGCAUAUCGCUUUCAGGAACCACAACACCUCUGGAUAUCGGUAACCCUAAUCAGAGUGAGGUCAAGAGGCGAAGAAAGGCCAAGGAAGUCAGUAAAAAUCUGCUUGACAGUGCUCGCAAGCUGCGGAACCGUCUGAAGCCAGCUUUGGUCAAGGAGUUUGCAGCUGGUGAUGAAAUGAACUACCGUCGCUUGCUCUUCCUGGACCAGACUUUGAGCGGUAUGAUCGAGCGAUUCGAAGAUGAGUUCCCUGAGACUCGCCUCCGUCUGGACAUUCCACCGCACCAGCAAAAUCUAUCCUUGUCUUCUUCAAUGGAGUCGACAGAGUCUGGACCUUUGUCGAACGACUUCAUGGCUAGCUCUGCUACAACCUUCGGAACGGAAACGUCAGCGAUUGAAUCUGACCUGGAAGAGGACUUGCAUGUCGGCUCGAUGAGAAGAAAGGCUAGCGAUGUUAGUCUGGCGUCCAGGGCACUUUCGAUCGAAGAAGGUCGCAUCCAUCGUAUUGGACACAAAGUCCGACAGGACAUUAUUGACGUGCCAAUUGUUGCACAGACGUCAGAAUCAGAUGCACACGCCGAGUGGGCGCCCGGGUCGCACAUGGCCGACAUUGCAUCGAAACUGGCAGACAUGUCCGGACCGGAACUUCGAGUCCUCGUAGACCAGGAGGAUGGAUGGGAAGGAGUGAUGCAGACGAUGGGGGCCAACCUCGAGGAGCUACAGCAGCUGCAGAUGAAAGAUCCUCAGGGCUGGGAGCAGUUCAAGGAGAGUCAACUUACAGCACGCGCCAAUCGCGGCGCUCCGAUCUUCUUGUAACACGGUCGAUAUCUAUUGUAAUUACGCUUAUGACUGGCGGUUUAUGGGAAGCCCUCUGCAAGGCGGUCUAGGAAGGCGGGCGUUAGGAAUCAGGAUGAUGGUUUUCUUCUUGUCGGGAGGGGGAGACACGUUUUUGAAUAGCGUAGGCGCAUUUCAUAAAGACUGCAGACAUCAAAACAUGCAAAGAGAAAGCACCAGUUGACAGGUCUAGCAUUGAUAUCACGCG